Messenger RNA from Brassica napus (rape), 2709 nucleotides. RefSeq names its product cation/H(+) antiporter 6A-like. Gene Ontology annotation, biological process: regulation of pH; proton transmembrane transport. Gene Ontology annotation, molecular function: antiporter activity. Bases 262 to 2709 code for a protein of 815 amino acids. NCBI's taxonomy places the organism in Eukaryota, Viridiplantae, Streptophyta, Magnoliopsida, Brassicales, Brassicaceae. The record is from RefSeq and is a predicted model, not a curated record. Gene Ontology annotation, cellular component: membrane; endomembrane system. The transcript has 4 exons.
AACGUAUAUAGAAAAAACAGACAAGAAAAACAAAGUAAAAAACGGCUAAUUAUUAGCUGUGUACUUGAGAUGCGCAUCUGUUGCUUGCUGGUUAUUCAAAUUUCAGUUAUUUUCGAAGUCAAAAUUUUAUAACAACCCCUUCUUGUAGUCUUCUUCUCCCCCACAUCCAUUGAGCUACAAAGCCUAAGCCAUUCCAUUACAUCUUGAUCCCGAAGCUUCUCUUCGAUACCCAACUCUCUUUUUUUUUUUACUUCUCUAAAAAUGAGUCAACAAAAGUCACAAAUGGAUUACUGGGACGCCCAAUGGCGAGGCUACAAGAGAAACGCGUCUAGCUUCUGCGAGACACAUCCUUUCCUGAUAAACUCGCAAGGGGUAUGGGAGAUAUUGGGUAACAAGGCACAAGGGAUGAGCUUCUGGGAAUAUCCACUUCCAAAUCUCGAGAUCAUAAUAUUUUCGACUUUUGUAAUUUGGCGGCUCUUUGAUUUCACAUGCAGCAAGAUCGGUCUUCGAGUACCUAGAUUCACUUAUAUGAUGAUCGCGGGGGUAAUCUUAGGCCAAACUUGUUACGUAAACAACAAGUCAUGGCUUCACAACAUAUUUUUUCCUGAUGAUGGCCGACCAAAGGUCGCCGAGACACUGGGGGCCUUCGGGUUCCUUUUAUAUUGGUUCCUAAAGGGUGUGACAAUGGAAGCUGGAACAGGAUUGAGGAUGGGUAAAAAAGCUGGUGUGAUUGGUUUCACCACAAUGUUUGCACCCUUGAUCUGUGGCAACUUCUUGUUCAGAUGGAGAAAAAGAGGCAAUAUAAGCGUGUUAAUUACAGAAUACAGGUUGAUCAUAUUCAUGCAAAGCAUAUCUGCCUUCACAAGCAUCGACACACUCUUAAAAGACCUUAAGAUAAAACACUCGGAGUUUGGAAGGAUAGCACUUGCCGGGUCCAUGGUGACCGACAUGUUGGCUUUUAUCAUAACGUUUUUGAAUGCCAUGCAUUAUGAAAAAUAUGACGGAUUGCUGCAAACCGUAUUUAGCUGCUUAUUUUUCGCCUUUAUGGUAUUUGUCAUGAGGCCAGCUAUGUACUGGGUGAUCAAGCAGACUCCAGAAGGGAGGCCGGUCAAGGAUUUCUACAUCUACUUAAUUUUGGCGCUUGCUUGCUUAUCCUUCAAAUAUUUUGUCGCGAUUCAUUCGUAUGGACCCGCGGGAUCGUUUGUUUUUGGCUUGUCUGUUCCCAACGGAUAUCCUCUAGGUUCUGCUUUUGUUCAAAAGUUUGAGAGCUUUAAUCUUGGUGCUUUAUUUCCACUGUUUGGAUCAUUGACUAUGAUGCAAGUGGAUGUCCCGUGGUUAUUGAAAGAGUGUGGAAAUCUCAUACGCAUGGAGGGUCAGCUUUAUGAGGUUGUUUCCUUUAUUCUUUUUGUGAAUGCCACAAAGUUCACCGCUUCCACCAUUGCCGCAUAUUCUUUUAAAAUGCCUUUAAGAGACUCCUUUGCUCUAGCCCUUGUUUUAAAUAACAAGGGGGUCUUCGAGCUCGCCUACUUCGCGUAUGCAGUUGAAACAAAGAAAGUAAGGCCGGAGGUUUUCACAAUCGUUGCUGCAAUCAUCCUCUUAAACUCCAUCUUCAUACCAAUGGCCUUGGAGCUAGUCCAUGACCCCUCCAAGAGAUUCAAAAGCUACCGAAAAAGGAAUUUGGCAAUCUUGAAAGACGGCGCAGAACUCCAAUCUCUUGUGUGCAUCUACAAACCUGAUAACAUAACUUCAAUGAUAAGCCUUUUGGAAGCUUUUAACCCCUCGAAAGAUUCUCCAAUGGCGUGCAACGUACUCCACCUCAUCGCACUUGUGGGUCAAGCCACUCCUACGUUCAUUUCCCACCAGUUGCAAAAACCGGAGCUCGGAAGUAUCUCUUGUUCAGACAAUGUCAUAACCUCCUUCCGUCGCUUCCAACAAAAAAUCUAUCAAUAUACAUCAUUGGAUAUAUUCACUUCCGUCUCCAUGACCAAACACAUGCAUGAGGACAUUUGUUGGCUAGCCCUAUCGAAAAGCAUGACUCUGAUUCUGCUUCCUUUCCACCGAACCUGGUCUGUUGAUCGAUCAACGGUUAUCUCUAACGAUGAUAAGCUGAGAAUAAUAAACAUUAAUGUCCUGAGACGAGCCCCUUGCUCUGUUGGAAUCUUCAUCUAUCGCAAACCCAUCGUGGAAUAUCAUAUGACUGCCUACCACUCCAAGAUAUGCCUGAUAUUUAACGGUGGAAAGGACGAUAAAGAGGCUUUGGCGAUAACGAACCGACUGAGACUGACGGAUACACGUAUAAGCUUGACUAUCAUAAGAUUCACUCCAACAUUUUCUGAAAUGAAGAACGAGGGGAUGGAGGAAGCCUUCCAAAUGGUUAGCCUAGAGGAGACCGUGAGUAACUUCGUCAAGGAAAAGGAUGAAUCUGUGACAUAUAUCGACAAAGCGAUUUCAGAUGGAUCUGAGACCUCCAAGAUCUUGAGAGCAAUGGGAAAUGAUUAUGAUUUGUUCAUAGUCGGGAGAAGCAGCGGACUAGGUACUGAAGCUACUAGCGGACUCAGUGAGUGGACAGAGUUCGAGGAACUGGGACCCAUUGGAGAUUUGUUAGCAUCACAUGAGUUUCCUUCUAGAGCAUCAGUAUUAGUUGUAAAAAAACAAGAAUACAUUCAUCAUACCAAAAGCCAGAAAAGGAGAUCCAAGCGAUGCAUGUGA